Messenger RNA from Eutrema salsugineum, 806 nucleotides. RefSeq lists its product as uncharacterized. The transcript has 5 exons. The record is from RefSeq and is a predicted model, not a curated record. Lineage: Eukaryota; Viridiplantae; Streptophyta; Magnoliopsida; Brassicales; Brassicaceae. Bases 327 to 590 code for a protein of 87 amino acids.
AAAAAUAAAAAAGAAGAAGAUGGGAAUCUUCUGGCCGUGACAGAGGGUUUAGCUUUGUUGGCGGCAACAACAAGUGUGUGGAGAGCGAGAGGUAUAAAAAGGGGUAAUUUUCCUUUUUCUCAAAAUCGAGAAAUUAGAAAAGCGAAAUCUCCGAAUUGAUCUUCUUAGCGUAAUUUCGCUCUCGUGAACAGCGAUUGUUCUGCGAUUCUGCAUCGAUCCGUCCGUCUCCUCCGUCCUGUUAUAUAUUUCUUUUCAGAAUACCUAGACGAUCACGAGGUCAAGAUCAACGGCAUUUUAAUUUCAAGAAAGCUCAAUCAUUUGUGAAGAUGGACCCGCAACAUACCGGUGAUCUAUUGAAGCAUAUGGAGAAGCAGAAUAAGUUACUCAAGGAAGCUCAUAAGGCCAUGUCACAAGAACUCCAAAAACUCAUGGUGGAAGAACAGAUGAUGAUGCGUAAACUCUAUGAACUAAUGCUUACUCAUCGUAAGAAGAAGAAGGAAAUGGAGAAAAAUCAAAACUUGUUCGAAGGAAACGAAACCGUUGAAGCUUCUUCUCUACCAAUUGUUACUACUGCUGAUGAAGAACAUUAGAAGAACUCACUUUCUAUAUAUAAACCAGGAUGGACUGGGCUGGUGUGGGCCGGGCUUGAAAGGACUAAAGAUUGGAUCUUAGUUUUGAAGCUAAAUCGUGUCUUUCGACAAUGAAUUAUGAAUAUCGGAUCUCUCUUUAGGAAGAAUCUGCUACGGUGCUACCAAUGUACAUGUAUAAACUAUAUAUAUAAAUGCAAUCUCUAUUUCUAUAGGAAA